UCCUCCCUCUCAUCUCUCCCCUCCUCCCUCUCAUCUCUCCCCUCCUCCCUCUCAUCUCUCCCCUCGUCCCUCUCAUCUGUCUGUGUUUGUAUUUCACAGAAGUAACCUGUUGCAUUCAGGGGCAGACUGACAUAUAGGCAGACCUCUAUAGCAUAUACACACAUCUAAACUGACAGACUUUUUCAACACACACACACAUUCACACAGCUAUGGAGAGAGACAGAUGAUUUAGUCUGUGGUUUACUAUUCAAUGUUAGUACACAGCGAGUUGGUUUUGAGGUUGUGUGGCUGGUUGACUGGCUGGGACGGCACAAUCUAGUGUCUAGCAUUCUACAGGGACGGAGGACAACAGGAAGGUGAAGCCUCUCUCCUUCUCUCCUCUCUCCCUCUCUCCUCUCCUCUCUCCUUCUCUCCUCUCUCCUUCUCUCCUUCUCUCCCUCUCUCUCCAUCUCCCUUUCUGUCCCUCACUCUCUCUCAUUCUACAGGGACGGAGGACAACAGGAAGGUGAAGCCUGAAAAAGACCAAAUGUGAAGAUGACGGGGCAGGUGUUGGGUGAGGGUACUGAGCUGGCGUCUCAGAGGCUGUCAGUGAAGACAUGGCUGGACGAGGAAUGCGAGAGAGCAGACAGCAACCUGAGUCAUCUGAGUCGAGGCCAGUCUAUGUGUGAUGACACGUCGUCAGAACUACAACGGAUGGCUGUCAUUGACCGGAGAGGACUCACCUCCCAGAACUCCUUCAGAGGGAGAGGAGCCAUGUCAAGGUUGGUCAGCAUGGUGGUGACUUUGAGAGAGUGGGCUCAUAAGAGUUUGGUUGAGGAGCAAGAGAGACCUGAUUCGUUCCUGGAAAGGUUCCGAGGCCCUGAUCUGCAGGCUCCGCCCAGCAGGAUCAGCCAAUCACGACCGGAUGCUGAGCCCACUGACCACAACGACCACAUACACACUAAGAGUCCAGUUAUGUUGAUAUUAUCUCCAGCUGAUAAUAUCUAUUACCACUGGCUCCUGAUCAUCUCGACUGCUGUGCUCUACAACUGGUGCCUCCUGGUGGCCAGGGCAUGUUUUGACGAGCUUCAGACGAGUGGUGCCAUCGUGUGGCUGGUGUUGGACUACCUGUGUGACGGUCUCUACAUCUUGGACACAGCCGUCAGGCUACGCACAGGUUUCCUGGAGCAGGGUCUGUUGGUGAAGGACCUCUCUAAGCUGAGAGACAGUUAUCUGAAGACGGUUCAGUUUAAACUAGACCUGUUGUCUAUCCUGCCUACUGACCUGUUCUACCUAUCUCUGGGAAUACACACUCCUCUCCUCCGCUUCAACAGACUGCUGCGGUUCAACCGCAUGUUCGAGUUCUUCGACCGUACAGAGACCAGGACCAGUUACCCCAACGCCUUCCGCAUCACUAACCUGGUCCUUUACAUACUGGUGAUCAUCCACUGGAAUGCCUGUAUGUACUACUCCUUCUCCAAGGCCCUGGGACUGGGGUCUGACUCCUGGGUGUAUCCCAACCAGACAACUCUGUCACGGGGUUACAUCUACUGCCUCUACUGGUCCACCCUCACCCUCACCACCAUAGGAGAGACACCGCCACCCGUACGAGAUGAGGAGUUCCUCUUUGUGGUCUUUGACUUCCUGGUGGGCGUGUUGAUCUUCGCCAGCAUCGUGGGGAACGUUGGAGCCAUGAUCUCCAAUAUGAACGCUACGCGGGCAGAGUUCCAGAGCCGCAUUGACCAGGUGAAACACUACAUGCAGUUCAGACACGUCAGCCGUGACCUGGAGCACCGUGUCAUUCGCUGGUUCGACUACCUCUGGACCAAUCAGAAGGCGGUAGACGAACAGGAAGUUCUGAAGAGCCUGCCCAAUAAACUGAGGGCUGAGAUCGCUAUCAAUGUGCACCUGGAAACUUUAAAGAAGGUGCGUAUCUUCCAGGACUGUGAAGCAGGCCUACUAGUAGAGUUGGUAUUGAAGCUGCGUCCCCAGGUCUUCUCUCCAGGAGAUUAUAUCUGUCGUAAAGGAGAUAUUGGGAAGGAGAUGUACAUUAUUAAAGAUGGCCGCUUGGCGGUGGUGGGAGAUGAUGGAGCUACUCAGCUGGCCAUGCUCACUUCAGGAAGCUGCUUCGGGGAGAUCAGCAUCCUGAACAUCCGGGGCAGUAAGAUGGGAAACAGGAGAACAGCUAACAUCCGUAGCCUUGGUUACUCUGACCUGUUCUGUCUGUCUAAAAGAGAUCUGACCGAGGCACUCAGCGACUUCCCUCAUGCUAGAACCCAGUUGGAGCAGAGGGGGCGGGAUAUCCUCAGGAAGGAGGGGCUACUGGAUGAAGUGGGAGGAGAUAGCCUGGGAGUGGAGGAAAUGGAGGAGAAGGUGGAGAAGUUGGAGGCGUGUGUGGAUCGUCUCCAGACGCGGUUGGCACGUUUACAAAUGGAGUAUGCCACCGCGCAGCAACGUCUGAAGCAGCGAAUCACGGCUCUGGAACACAGCGUCGGCACCACGGUUACCGUCGGAAGCGGUUUCCUGUCCGACGCCGAUGGCAAUGAGAGUGGCGGUGACGACGGAGCACGCAGUGAGAUCAACAUCAGACUGUGAUAACAACGCUGUAUCGCCAUAGAGACAGCUGGAAGAGCGUUUAUCUUAUUUGCUCUGUUUUAUUUAGUUAGAUUGAAUAUUUUGUGGCAGAUUUGAUAUCUGUUGUUGUUGUUGUUUUCGUCUGUCAGCAGGAUGUCGCUGUGUUUAAUGAUGGUGUAACGCUGAGUCUACCUAUAAGCUACUGUAUGUUCAACAAUGUAAAAACAAAACUGUCUCUUGAAAAACAUGUUGAACAAAUUAUUUCACCUUAAAUUCCUGUUAAUGACAACCCAAAUAAUAACUUCCAAUAUAUUUUUUUAACUUGAUGGUUAUUUUUUUAAAUACCAGGCGGUUGAGAAGUCAACAGGAAAUAACAGAGCUCUCUACCAGGCGGUUGAGAAGUCAACAGGAAAUAACAGAGCUCUCUACCAGGCGGUUGGGAAGUCAACAGGAAAUAACAGAGCUCUCUACCAGGCAGUUGAGAAGUCAACAAGAAAUAACAGAGCUGUGAUACAGCCUGGAUUUGAACUGGGGAAUGUAGUGAUGCCUUUUGCACUGAGAUGCAGUGCCUUAGACCACUGCUCCACACACAUAUCAGUACAUACACACAAGUAGGUGUUAGAGGAAUUCUAAAUUCCUAUAUGUUUUGUAGCCAAAACCAAAUUCACACUAUCUAUUUCAUAAUAAGUUGUAAAUUUAUCAUUUGCAUGAAAUAGAUAGAGACCAGAGUCUUAAAAACAAGUUCAGCAUUUAUUCUUGAUGAGUACUGACCCAAAAUACAAAGACCAUUUCAUUUGAAAGAGAAGAUCAAAAUGACGUCAUCAGUUCUCACACUUUCUCCGAUCCACACAAUAGCGCAGUGUCUUCAGGUCUGGAGAUUGUCUUCUACUCCCCUCAUAAAACAAACAUUCCAAUCUGUCUAAAAGAUAUACUCUUCUCCACUAAUGCAACAUCAAAGAACAUUUUUAUCUGUCUAAAGAGAUAUACUCUCCUUCUCCCUUAAGUGACUUCAUCUGCGGUUGCUGAUGGGUAUAUGGU
This is a messenger RNA of Oncorhynchus gorbuscha (pink salmon), 3591 nucleotides long. Its product is annotated as cyclic nucleotide-gated cation channel-like. NCBI's taxonomy places the organism in Eukaryota, Metazoa, Chordata, Actinopteri, Salmoniformes, Salmonidae. Gene Ontology annotation, biological process: monoatomic cation transmembrane transport. Gene Ontology annotation, cellular component: plasma membrane; intracellular cyclic nucleotide activated cation channel complex. Gene Ontology annotation, molecular function: cGMP binding; intracellularly cGMP-activated cation channel activity; intracellularly cAMP-activated cation channel activity. The coding region runs from base 535 to 2574 and encodes 679 amino acids. The transcript is spliced from 12 exons. The record is from RefSeq and is a predicted model, not a curated record.